GAGACGGAGGCGUGCAGGAGCUCAGUCCCGGGGUGGAGGUGGCUUCGCGCCCUUAGCCCUCCUGGACGGCCCGUUACCUUCUCCGUUGUCCCGAUGGGGAAACUGAGGCCCUGAGCCUGAGGCACACGCGGGGGGAGGCAGAAAGCGCGGCCAGAGGCGGAGGGAAAACAAAGGGAGAAUCACGGACACGACGAGGAGGGGGACGGACACACAGGGACAGAGACCCGAGUGGAGAGCUGAGUCUCGCAUUCGGGGCGGGGAAAGGCCGCAGGGUCUGCCAGGGGAGACAAUCGGGAAGCUCGGGGGUGGGGGCGAAGAGGGGGGACAGGCGGGGGAAGGGGCUGGGGAAAGCCCGAGGGAGGAGGAGAAGGAGGGAGGAACUUCCCAAAGUUGCAAAACAUGGCUACCUUGCCUGCGGAGCCGAGCGCGGGGCCGGCGGUCGGGGGGGAGGCGGUGGCGGCGGCGGCGACCGAAGAGGAGGAGGAGGAAGCGCGCCAGCUACUGCAGACUUUGCAGGCGGCCGAGGGUGAGGCGGCGGCGGCGGCCGGGGCGGGCGAAGCGGCGGCGGGAGCGGAGGGCCCGGGGUCCCCGGGCGUCCCCGAGUCGUCCCCCGAGGCCACUGCCGAGCCGCCCACCGGCCUCCGCUUCUCGCCCGAGCAGGUGGCGUGCGUUUGCGAGGCGCUGCUACAGGCGGGCCACGCCGGCCGCUUGAGCCGCUUCCUGGGCGCACUGCCCCCAGCCGAGCGCCUACGUGGCAGCGACCCGGUGCUGCGCGCGCGGGCCCUGGUGGCCUUCCAGCGGGGCGAGUACGCUGAGCUCUACCGGCUACUCGAGAGCCGCCCCUUCCCCGCCGCCCACCACGCCUUCCUGCAGGACCUCUACCUGCGCGCGCGCUACCACGAGGCCGAGCGGGCCCGUGGCCGUGCGCUGGGCGCAGUGGACAAGUACCGCCUCCGCAAGAAGUUCCCGCUGCCCAAGACCAUCUGGGACGGCGAGGAGACGGUCUACUGCUUCAAGGAGCGCUCCCGCGCCGCGCUCAAGGCCUGCUACCGCGGCAACCGCUACCCCACGCCGGACGAGAAGCGCCGCCUGGCCACGCUCACCGGCCUCUCGCUCACGCAGGUCAGCAACUGGUUCAAGAACCGGCGACAGCGCGACAGGACCGGGGCCGGCGGCGGCGCUCCCUGCAAGAGCGAGUCUGAUGGGAAUCCCACUACUGAGGACGAGUCCAGCCGAAGUCCCGAGGACCUGGAGAGAGGGGUGGCCCCAGUGUCUGUGGAGGCCACUGCCCAGGGCUCCAUAUUCUUGGCAGGAGCCACCCCUCCUUCACCGUGCCCCGCCUCCUCCUCCAUCCUGGUGAAUGGGAGCUUCCUGGCGGCCAGCAGCUCUCCAGCCGUGCUCCUCAAUGGCAGCCCUGUCAUCAUCAACAGCCUGGCCCUGGGCGAGGCCUCCAGCCUGGGCCCUUUGCUGCUCACAGGGGGCGGUGCUGCUCCUCCUGCGCAGCCUAGUCCCCAGGGGGCCAGCGAGGCCAAGACCUCCCUGGUCCUGGACCCUCAGACUGGGGAGGUUCGGCUGGAGGAGGCUCAGCCUGAGGCCUCUGAGACCAAGGGGGCCCAGGUCACUGCUUCAGGACCAGCCGGAGAGGAGGUCCCAGGAACCCUGCCCCAAGUGGUGCCUGGCCCCCCGCCAGCUGCCACCUUUCCUCUGACCCCAGGACCAGUGCCUGCUGUGGCUGCUCCACAAGUGGUGCCAAUCUCCCCACCCCCUGGGUACCCAACGGGCCUGGGCCCCACCUCCCCGCUGUUGAACUUGCCCCAGGUCGUGCCCACCUCCCAGGUGGUGACGCUGCCCCAGGCUGUGGGGCCACUGCAGCUGUUGGCAGCUGGGCCAGGCAGCCCUGUGAAGGUGGCAGCUGCAGCAGGCCCUGCCAACGUGCACCUGAUAAACUCUGGGGUGGGCGUGACGGCCCUGCAGCUGCCUUCGGCCACUGCUCCAGGAAACUUCCUCCUGGCCAACCCUGUGUCUGGCAGCCCAAUCGUGACGGGCGUGGCUGUGCAGCAGGGCAAGAUCAUUCUCACCGCCACCUUCCCUACCAGCAUGCUGGUCUCCCAGGUCCUGCCUCCAGCCCCCAGCCUGGCCCUGCCCCUGAAGCCAGAGACGGCCAUCUCAGUGCCUGAAGGAGCCCUCCCGGUGGCCCCCAGCCCUGCUCUCCCGGAGGCGCAUGCCCUGGGCACCAUUUCUGUGCAGCAGCCACCACCCACCCCUGCCGCCGCCUCUGGUGCCAGCCUGCCCUUCUCCCCAGAUUCCCCUGGCCUCCUGCCCAGCUUCCCAGCACCCCCACCAGAGGGGCUGAUGCUGUCACCUGCGGCUGUACCCAUCUGGCCAGCAGGGCUGGAACUGAGCACGGGAACAGAGGGGCUGUUAGAAGCCGAAAAGGGGCUGGAGACACAGGCUCCCCACACCGUGCUGAGGCUGCAGGACCCUGACCCUGAGGGGCUGCUCCUGGGGGCCACGGCAGGGGCUGAGGUUGAUGAGGGGCUAGAAGCUGAGACCAAGGUCCUGACCCAGCUACAGUCGGUGCCUGUGGAAGAACCCUUGGAACUGUGACCCAGCCUGGCCCAGUUGCUCUCCUGACAAUGGUGCUCAAGAUGCGGGGACCGCACCUGGGAGGAGGGAACCUCUCAGAAACGGUUGCUGCAGUCUGAAGAUUCCACACACACUACGUCCUUUAGGCCCAGUUAACCUCUCCAGGCCCUGGAGGUGCCUGGGGGACUUGCCCCUGUCCACUCCCUGUCCAGGGCACCGUCCCUCUCUGGACGGGGGGCUUCCUCUGUUACAGCCCUCUCCUUGCUCCGCCCUGCCAUAUAUCUGGGGCGAUCUGGGACGUCCUGACCCAGGACUCUACCCCCUCCACCUGGUGCUGGCUGUGAGCUGAAAACCCGGCCAGAUGGCUGGCUUUCCAGCCCCCACGAUCCCUCUCCCUGUCACUCCCUGAAACACUAUUAAUAGCUCCACUGAUAUCCAGUGUUCUCACAACUGCUUGGAAUCCGAGGAUGGGGGACAGGCAGUGCCCCGAGACUGACAGACCCUCCCCUAGCCCGGCCCUUCCUGCUGAAAAGGGAUGCCCGGUGCGGGCAGGGCGGGGGCCUGCUCCACUAGCUCCCCCAGACGAAAGCCCUCGUUAUCACGUCCAGCCCCAGACCAAAGAGUCCCUCAUCCCUGGGGGCAAGCCUGACCCCCGUGUCCAGUUUGUAUCCUAAAUCUUUAUUUUUCUAGAACAUGUUAUGCCUCCAUUUCAAUUAAA
This is a messenger RNA of Propithecus coquereli (Coquerel's sifaka), 3304 nucleotides long. RefSeq names its product SIX homeobox 5 (gene SIX5). Gene Ontology annotation, molecular function: DNA-binding transcription factor activity, RNA polymerase II-specific; RNA polymerase II cis-regulatory region sequence-specific DNA binding. The transcript is spliced from 3 exons. Lineage: Eukaryota; Metazoa; Chordata; Mammalia; Primates; Indriidae. The coding region runs from base 400 to 2607 and encodes 735 amino acids. Gene Ontology annotation, biological process: regulation of transcription by RNA polymerase II. The record is from RefSeq and is a predicted model, not a curated record. Gene Ontology annotation, cellular component: nucleus; transcription regulator complex.